AUGGAGAAGACUAACGAACUGGCCAAAGGUGCCUAUGUCGUCAUUGGUUGUCUCCAGAGCGAUGCAGGGAAAAAGCUGAAUGGAGGAAAGGGGAUCAUUCUGAACAACCCAACUGUUGCUGAUGGAGUUGCGCGUUAUCCUGUACUUUUUUACGCCACCAAGAAUGCCAGUGGCGCCCUUGCAGCAUUGAAUCCUACUGCCAACAAAAAGAUCAAGGCAGAAAAUAUCAGUCCGGACCCACAACCUCCUGCGGAAAACUCCUUGUUGUCAGAAGUGGUCCAACGUGAAUGCGUCAAGGCACAAAGUGGUCAAGCUGCCGCUGUGCAGAAUGCUGUCUUUUGGCUGGAGCUCUAUCACAAGGCUUGUCCAGAUAAUUUUGGAGUGGCUACUACCUAUGCCAAUUUCUUGAGAAAUGCGGGCAGACCAUUGGAAGCAUUCGAUGUUAUCAAGGUGAGGCAGACCAGAUGA
Messenger RNA from Seminavis robusta, 468 nucleotides. The record is from the annotation of a GenBank genome assembly. NCBI's taxonomy places the organism in Eukaryota, Bacillariophyta, Bacillariophyceae, Naviculales, Naviculaceae.